UCUUCUUCCUCUCUUUCUCUCUCUUCCAGCCUUCUCCUCUAUCUCUGCACAACCCCCUUUCUCUCUCUCUAAACCAUUCCAAUCACGAAUCCUUCUCCUUUUCAUUUCGUCUCUAACACUAUUCAUUGUUUUUCCCAUCUCUCUCUAAAAGCACCUGUUUCUCUUAUCCAGUGGGGUUUCAUUUGGACAGCUUUGAGCGAUGACCACCCCAAAAAUGGCGAUGACAUCUUCUCUGGAGCGUUCCUUUCAGGCUUGCUCCAUCAACCAUGGCCAUGGCGCCACCUCCUCUUCCGCUUCUCCUCCUGAAAGCCAGAACCUGCGUCAUGCCAAUUUGGAACUCAAUUCUGAAAUGUCUCUUCCAUACCAAUGGGAACAGUGCCUCGACUUGAAGACUGGGGAGGUUUACUUCAUCGACUGGAACAAUGGGAAGAAAGAGAAAGACGAUCCAAGACUUGUAAAGAACAAAACUAGAUUGGGAUACAACAGUUCAGAUGAAGAGAGUGGAAAUGAGAGCGAAGAUUCUUCGUCUUCGUCGACAUAUUUCUAUGAAGAUUACUUGGUAGAUUCAGACACAAACCAGGAUCAAAUCCUUGUAGUUGCGGGGUGCAAGAGGUGUCUGAUGUAUUUUAUGCUCCCUAAAAUGGCGAUGGAGUGUCCAAAGUGCAGGAGUUUGCUCCUUCGUUUUAAUGGCUCGGGGAAAGCUUUGCUGUAAGGGAUUUUGAGAAUUUGGGUUUCUAUUAUCGGAGGUUUCUUGUUUGUUUUCUUUCUCUUUUUGGUUGAUCUCUCCCUUUUGGGGGUUUUUGGAUGGUAGAUUCAUUGAAAGGAAACAGCUCUCUCUAGAUUCAUUAAAAAACAGCUUUCUCUC
This is a messenger RNA of Amborella trichopoda, 865 nucleotides long. Its product is annotated as protein CURLY FLAG LEAF 1. Lineage: Eukaryota; Viridiplantae; Streptophyta; Magnoliopsida; Amborellales; Amborellaceae. Gene Ontology annotation, molecular function: protein binding. The record is from RefSeq and is a predicted model, not a curated record.